This is a messenger RNA of Iphiclides podalirius (scarce swallowtail), 621 nucleotides long. Lineage: Eukaryota; Metazoa; Arthropoda; Insecta; Lepidoptera; Papilionidae. The record is from the annotation of a GenBank genome assembly.
AUGGUUUUCUAUUUUACCAGUAACGUUGUGUCUCCACCGGUAACACUGUUUAUGGGUGCUGAUAAACAUGAAAAUGAAGAUUUGAUAAAAUGGGGUUGGCCUGAAGAUGUCUGGUUCCAUGUUGAUAAAGUAUCAUCUGCACAUGUUUAUCUUCGCCUGACUCCUGGCCAAACUAUAGAUGACAUACCAAAUUCUGUACUAGAUGAUGCAUGUCAGUUAGUUAAGGCUAAUUCUAUUAUGGGCAAUAAAAUGAAUGACAUUGAUAUUGUAUAUACCAUGUGGUCGAAUCUGAAAAAAACACCAAGUAUGGAGGCCGGCCAAGUAGGUUUUCAUAAAGAUAGGGAUGUAAGAAAAGUAAGAGUUGCCAAAAGAUGUAAUGACAUUGUAAACAGGCUCCAAAAAACCAAACGAGAAUCAUUUCCAGAUUUAAGACAGGAAAGAGAAAAUAGGGAUAGACUUGAAAGGGAGGACAAAAAGAAACUACUUAGAGAGAAAAAGGAAAAAGAAAAAGAGGAAGAAAAGCGAAAAAAGGAAGAGGCAGAACUACGCAGUUACGCAACUCUGAUGAAGGCUGAAAAUAUGACAACUAAUUAUGAUGGCAAUGAUUCAGAUGAGUUUAUG